GCUGCAUCUAAUUGUCCUGGCCAUGGUCACAUACCAGUACCCUAGCGGCAAGGAAGCCUGGGAAAGCAACCAGACAUUUGGCUUAUUGAACGAAAUAAUAAAAAGGUCUUCCAGAGUGCAUUAAAGCAGAAGAGAAGAUUUUUAUCUUAUCAUGAAACCGUUAUCUGAAGGACAACUAAGGUUUUGUGUUGUUCAACCAAUACAUCUCACAUCAUGGCUGCUCAUACUUUUCAUUCUGAAGUCUAUCUCUUCCCUAAAACCUGCCCAACUUCCAAUUUAUCAAAGGAAACCUUUUAUAGCUGCCUGGAAUGCUCCAACAGAUCAGUGCUUGAUAAAAUAUAAUUUAAGACUAAAUUUGAAAAUGUUUCGGGUGAUUGGAAGUCCACUGGCCAGGGCCAGGGGGCAAAAUGUCACCAUAUUUUAUGUCAGCAGAUUGGGAUACUAUCCAUGGUAUACAUCCCAGGGAGUUCCCAUUAAUGGGGGUCUCCCCCAGAACAUAAGUUUGCAGGUACAUCUGGAAAAAGCUGACCAAGAUAUUAAUUAUUAUAUCCCUUCUGAAGAUUUCAGUGGACUUGCUGUUAUAGACUGGGAAUAUUGGCGACCCCAGUGGGCCAGGAAUUGGAACACAAAAGACGUCUACAGACAGAAAUCAAGAAAGCUUAUUUCUGAGAUGCAGGAGAAUGUAUCAGCUGCUGAUAUUGAAUAUUUAGCCAAAGCAACCUUUGAAGAAUGUGCAAAAGCUUUCAUGAAGGAAACCAUCGAACUGGGAAUUAAGAGCAGACCCAAGGGCCUUUGGGGUUACUAUUUAUAUCCUGAUUGCCAAAAUUAUAAUGUUUAUGCCCCAAACUAUACUGGGUCAUGCCCAGAAGAAGUUUUGAGGAACAAUGAGCUCUCUUGGCUCUGGAACAGCAGUGCUGCUUUAUAUCCUUCUAUCGGUGUCAGGAAAUCUCUUGGAGACAGCGAAAAUGUUUUGUGUUUCUCGCAAUUUCGGGUGCACGAAUCCAUGAGGAUCUCCACCAUGACAUCCCAUGAUUAUGCUCUGCCUGUGUUCGUCUAUAUAAGGUUAGGCUACAGAGACCAACCUUUAUUUUUUCUUUCUAAGCAAGAUCUAAUCAGUACUAUUGGAGAAAGUGCUGCCUUGGGAGCUGCAGGCAUUGUUAUCUGGGGAGACAUGAAUUUGACUUCAUCUGAGGGCAACUGUACAAAGGUGAAGCAGUUUGUGAGUUCUGAUUUAGGGAGCUACAUAGUCAACGUGACCAGAGCCGCUGAGGUGUGCAGCUUUCACCUCUGCAGGAAUAAUGGGAGAUGCGUAAGGAAGGUGUGGAAAACGCCCGAUUACCUUCACUUGAACCCUGCAAGUUACCACAUAGAGGCCUCCGAGGAUGGAGAAUUUACUGUGAAAGGCAAGGCAUCUGAUACAGACCUGGCAGUGCUGGUGAAGAGAUUCUCCUGUCAUUGUUAUCAGGGAUACGAAGGGGCUGAUUGCAGAGAAAUGAGGACAGCCGAUGGCUGCUCUGGGGUUUCCUCUUUUUCUGGCUCACUAAUCACAUUGUGUCUGCUGGUUUCCGCAGGUUAUCAGAGCAUUCAUUUGUGA
Molecule: messenger RNA, 1594 nt
Organism: Balaenoptera acutorostrata (minke whale)
Lineage: Eukaryota; Metazoa; Chordata; Mammalia; Artiodactyla; Balaenopteridae
Gene: HYAL4
Product: hyaluronidase 4
Exons: 4
Coding region: 152-1594 (480 amino acids)
Biological process (GO): carbohydrate metabolic process; hyaluronan catabolic process
Molecular function (GO): hyalurononglucosaminidase activity
Source: RefSeq, a predicted model, not a curated record